GCGAUCUCUCAACAACAACUAUGCCACCCAGGCUGAGAAAUCACAGUCUACGACAACUAAAAACAAGUCGAAUUCCAAAUAUGAGAAUCUUCCCCUUAGCACCAGCGGUCCUAUCAACUGUGCGCUCAGCGGUACAUCGCUCUUGAACACUCCUUACCUCAAUAAAGGAUCAGCCUUCCCUCCAGAUGAGCGUCGAGCCUUUAAUCUCACAGGCUUAUUGCCUCAAGGUGUUCAAACACUUGAACAACAGUGCAAGCGUGCCUAUGAGCAGUAUUCAUCUAGGCCUGAUGAUUUGGCCAAGAACACAUUUUUAACUUCACUGAAGGAUCAAAAUGAAGUUCUCUAUUACAAGCUGAUCCAGACUCAUCUUGACGAGAUGAUGAGUAUAGUUUAUACGCCAACAGAAGGUGACGCCAUUCAGAACUACUCCCGGCUCUUUCGACGCCCAGAAGGUUGCUAUCUCAACAUUCAAGACCCAGAUCAUGUAGAGCACAACCUUGCGCAAUGGGGUAACCCAGAAGAUAUCGACUACAUUGUAGUAUCUGACGGAGAAGAAAUCCUCGGCAUCGGUGACCAAGGCGUCGGUGGCAUCCUCAUCUCUGUCGCCAAGUUGGUCCUAACAACACUCUGCGCAGGUGUACAUCCCAAUAGGACGCUUCCCGUAGUCCUGGACUGUGGCACGGACAACAAAGAGCUUCUCGAGGAUGAAUUAUACCUCGGCUUGAAAGAGAAGCGUGUCCGCGGCGAAGAGUACGCCAAGUUCGUAGACACAUUUGUUCAGUCCGCCAGGAAGCUUUACCCAAAUGCCUAUAUUCACUUUGAAGACUUUGGCCUUGGCAACGCGAGAAAAAUCCUGGAGCGUUAUCGUCCAGACUUUGCUUGCUUUAACGAUGAUGUCCAAGGAACCGGCUGCGUAACCCUAGCCGCCAUCCUUUCCGGUCUUCACGCCAGUGACCAAAAGCUCAAGGACUUGCGCAUGGUGGUCUUUGGAUCCGGCAGUGCCGGUCUCGGUAUCGCAGACCAAGUUCGAGAUGCUAUCGCGACGGAAGGUAACAUGAGCCACGAGGACGCUGCAAAUCAGAUUUGGUUGAUCGACAAGUCUGGUCUUCUCACCUCCGAGACCGAAGAUGUCACCGAGUCCCAGAAGAUGUAUAUCAAAGAUGUUUCCGAAUGGAAAGACAAAGAUGCCGAUCUUCUCUCCGUCGUCAAAGAGAUUCGUCCGAAUGUCCUCGUCGGUACAUCGACCAAGGCUGGUGCUUUUACCGAAGACGUCAUCCGUGCCAUGACCGAGCACCACGAGCGUCCUAUUGUCCUCCCUCUAUCCAACCCAACCCGUCUUCAUGAGGCCAAGCCUGAGGACAUAUUGAAUUGGACCGAUGGAAAAGCCCUUGUGGCCACUGGCUCACCCUUCCCAGCCGUCAAGGGUCCUUGGGGAAAGAAUGGCGAAGAGAUUACUAUCAACGUGGGCGAGUGCAAUAAUUCGGUCGUCUUCCCCGGCAUUGGGCUUGGAUGCAUUCUCUCCCGCGCCAAGCAUCUUACCGAUCGCAUGCUCGUCGCAGCUGUGGAGGGUGUUUCCUCUCUCAGUCCCGUUCUUAAAGAUUCGACAGCUCCUCUUCUGCCGGAUGUGGGUUCUGUGCGGGAUGUAAGCGUCCGCAUUGCCCGCAACGUGAUACAGGCAGCUGUCAAGGAUGGUGAGGCUACACAGGAAGGAAUCCCCGAGGAUGAGGAAGAUCUGGAGGAGUGGAUCAAAGAACAGAUGUGGGAUCCCGAAUACCGUCCCCUGAAGCAAGUUGAUUUGGAGAGUGCUACAAGAGAGGCCAGAGGCGAACUAAAGAAGGCCGGAACGGUCCAUCGAACUGGUCACACAUGAGAUCUACUAUAAUGCGAUGGUAUAUUGUGGGUUGGUCAAAUAUGGUGUAGCACAACGUAGCUAGUCAACUCUCAUAACUGUAGCUACAUAUUAAGGACACUUAAUUCGAAUUUGAUUGUAGCACUGCAUGAUCAAACAAAAAUCCGGUAUUCCAAUAUUCCUAAACCGUUUGAGAGCUCAGGAGGAUCACAUUUGCCAAUCGCAAACCCGAACGCCCAACUUACCUUGUGGCAUAAUACAUUUCAUAUCUUCAUCGCCUUUACAUUAUUCAAAUGACACCUGCUCGGGCGGCUUCUCCAGCGUUGUCUUGCACGAGGUCUUCCAUUCUCUUCUUGCCCCUGCCAAGGCCACCCUCGCCAACACCCAUACGCCGAGCAACAUAUCGCUGGGCGACAGUGCCAAUGGAAAGGUUAAGAAGCUCCUCAAGCCACUCAGCCACCCAUUCUCUGGGGUCAACACCGCCGCUCUCAAUGAUAUCUCGGAUCUCGUCUGGGACGUUGGCGUCCGAAGCAUCACCGUCCUCGCCAGAGUGAGGGGUGAGAGGAGCUGGGGUGUCAAGCCACUGAACCCAACGGGCAGGGAUGGACUGACUGACGGUAUAAAAUUCAAUAUCGUGAACAGGGUCCAAGAUAAAUACGGCGAAGCAGAUGAGUUCCUCAUCCUCAUCAUCCUGGUCCUGGACAUUGGAAGAUUGCUUCUCCUUUUCAGCCGAAGCAGUACGAGCAAACAAAGUUCCGUCGGAAUCCACAGCGAUUGCCUGGACAGCCAAGAACAAGUCAGAUGUUCGAACCGGGUUGGUUUCGCUAACAUCUUCUGUGGCCUUGAGCUUGGCUGCCUCUACACCACCGUUGGCGGAAAAGUAUUCGUUCGCAUGUGAUUCGGCGUUGGCGCGGCAAAGCUUGGUGCCUUCUGGCAAUCCGUUUAUCAAGCCCAGCUCGCGAGCAGUGUCAGUUUGUCUCCACCAGGGUCCGUCGUGCCAUCCAGCAGCACUGUCGGUACUUCGUCGAGAGUGGCUUUCCUGGCCACGCUGGAUGACCAGAAGAUCACCGCCCUCAACCUGU
This is a messenger RNA of Fusarium graminearum PH-1, 2931 nucleotides long. RefSeq lists its product as uncharacterized. Bases 377 to 1870 code for a protein of 497 amino acids. The record is from RefSeq and is a predicted model, not a curated record. Lineage: Eukaryota; Fungi; Ascomycota; Sordariomycetes; Hypocreales; Nectriaceae. Gene Ontology annotation, cellular component: mitochondrion. Gene Ontology annotation, molecular function: NAD binding; malate dehydrogenase (decarboxylating) (NAD+) activity. Gene Ontology annotation, biological process: malate metabolic process; pyruvate metabolic process. The transcript has 5 exons.